Molecule: messenger RNA, 366 nt
Organism: Thermochaetoides thermophila DSM 1495
Lineage: Eukaryota; Fungi; Ascomycota; Sordariomycetes; Sordariales; Chaetomiaceae
Exons: 2
Coding region: 1-366 (121 amino acids)
Source: RefSeq, a predicted model, not a curated record
AUGUCCGGCAAGGAAGACCAACCGCCCGCCUACUCUCAGCCAGCGGCUCCUCAACCGGCCUACCAACAACAACCUCCGCAACCUCCCUACAACACCUAUCCGGGCGCCGACCCCAAUGCCGGCGCCGCGCAAGGCUACUAUGCGCAGAACCCGCAGAUGGCCUAUGGUCAGCAGCCUCCUCCGGCCGGCUACUACUACGGGCAGCAGCAACCGCCUGCGGGCUACUAUGCUCAGCCGGGCGGGCCGUAUCCUCCACAAGGAUAUUACCCGCAACAGCAGCAGCAGCAGCAAAAGAGUGGCCCCGGCUUCCUUGAGGGCUGCCUCGCGGCUAUGGCAUGUUGCUGCUGCUUGGACAUCCUCUUCUAA